This is a messenger RNA of Prorocentrum cordatum, 1125 nucleotides long. Lineage: Eukaryota; Dinophyceae; Prorocentrales; Prorocentraceae. The record is from the annotation of a GenBank genome assembly.
AUGAAGGCCUCGGCGCUGCUCGCCAACCUGGUCCUGAAGGAGAAGUGCGUCUGCGUGCCCCUCUGGGCACCCCUCUCGGCGGAGGUGGAGGAGGAAGCGCGCCAGAUCCUCGGCUCCGUCUCCGAGCGGUGGCGGCUCUUCCGCAUCGCCCCGAUGGCGAAGGCGCUCGGGGCCCUCCUGGGCCCAGCAGCGUCGACGGACCUCCAGUGGGCGCCAACGCUGGAGAAGUGGGAAUGGCGCGCCGGGCAGAUUGCCGCUGCCCCCUACGAUGCACAGACGGCGGUGCAGGUCUACCACGAGAGGGCCCUGGCGGUCGCCUCGUACAAGGCGCAGCUCAUCCCGCUGCCGAAGCGCCUGCCCAAGGCAGAGCACCACGUGCUUUGUCGGCUGCUGCGGGCGCCGGGCAGCUGGCUCGGACUCUUGGAUUUCUCGGCCCUGGACCUGCUCGCUUUUACCCCGAUACACCUCCUUGGGGACCUCUGCGCAGCGGCCCGCGUGCGCACCGCCACGCAGACCUUGGUGACAUGGCGCGCGAUGGCGCGGGCCCUCCGCGAGACGGCAGCGCGGUGCCUUUCGCUCGAGGCCCUCGGCCGAGGGCUCGCGUGGCCGGGCUUCUGGGAAGCGAGGCCCCUUGCCAUGCUCCUGGAGGAGGCGGCGACGCUGCUGGGCUCGGAGAUUGCCCUGAGGGUCGCGUCGCUGGAAGCCGAGGCGCGGCGCUGUGAGGGGAGGCGGCACCGUCUUCAGGCCGCGCUGAUGCGCGCCCUCGCGCUGCCCGAUCGACGCUCGGGCCUGGCUGCGAGGGUGCGCAAGCGCCUGGAGAAAUGGCGCGUCACGAAUUUGACAGCCAACGCGCCAUCGUCCUUCGACGACGGCCACGUGUCCGGUUCUUCGCGGGAGUACAGCUCGCAGGCUCUGCCGCUACGCGAGAGACGAAGCUCUACCCAGUCGCGCCCGCCCAUGGUGCCGCCGCUGGUCGGGAUGCCCGGGCCUCCGCUCCAGGCGGGCGGCAGCCGGCUGGGAGGCGGCAGUUGGCCAGGAGCAUGGGAUGAUCAGGACCUGGACUUGAACGACAAGCGGGGGUCAAACUUCUGUACCGCUUGGGGUAGCGAGUGUACAUUUCAGUGA